AUGAGCGAUGGACGAGACCUUUUGAUUGAGCCCCAUGUCCCUGAGGGCAAUUCAUUCUGCAAACCAGACAUCGUCAUGAGCACCGAGAAUUCAAUAACGGUGAUUGACGUGGCCGUAGCGGGAGAGGACAUAAUGGACCGAGUCUACGCUGGUAAAGACCGACGCUACUCAGCGGAGGAAUUCGAGGUGAACCUUCGGAGGAUCCUGACGAAACCAGCCAAUACUCCCGUGUCUCACAUACCAGCAGUCGUCUCAUCGCGCGGAACUAUUUCUUCCCGUAGCGAAAGUCUUCUACGAUCCCUUGGAUUAUCUACGUUCGACCUGUCAGGCUUAUGCUUGGCAGUGAUUCGAGGAUCUCUGAAGGCCUACGAUGUCUAUGCCCGUGGAGCUGGCGGUGUUGGGGAUAACCGACGCGAAGGAACCCGGAAACCAUAUGAAGCUGGUGUCGGUGACGAAAACUAGUGGAUAAACUGGCCCUGGAGAACACCAGAAUGACGUCCAAACAAUACUUAUCCUGCCCCAGGGAUGCCUAACAGACUGCUCUUCCAAAACCUUGUAGCAACAUGCUGGCUCUUUCUGGGGCAAGAUCUGCCCAUCGUGUAAUUUCAUUUUCAGCAUAAUAAAUAAUUACUAGCCAAAUGCCUCGUCAUCUAAUUAGUGACGCGCAUGAAUGGAUUAACGAGAUUCUUACUGUCCCUAUCUACUAUCUAGCGAAACCACGCCGCGGCCGCUAGCAAGAACGCCACCGCUCCGAACCACUCUUCUAUCCUCCUCCUAUUCUCGCACCUCCACCUAUAUCCUUGACGCUGAGGUUCGAUGCCAACGCGAUGUCCGCCAAGGCAACCCUCUCUCCCCUCUCCUCUUCAACUGCGCUCUCUCUGAAGCCCUCUCCUACUCCGACCGGCAGUUGGGCUUUGAUCUGGCUGGGGCGACGGUGGAUUCGAUUGCCUAUGCAGACGACCUCGUCCUAUUCGCUGAAUCACCUCACCGUUUGCAGCAGAGACUGGAUGGUCUGGCCAAUGGCCUCUCCCUUGCUGGUAUGGUCCUCAACUCGGCCAAGUGCGUGUCGUUCUACGUUUAA
This is a messenger RNA of Spirometra erinaceieuropaei, 1081 nucleotides long. Lineage: Eukaryota; Metazoa; Platyhelminthes; Cestoda; Diphyllobothriidea; Diphyllobothriidae. The record is from the annotation of a GenBank genome assembly.